Oreochromis aureus is the source of this 1671-nucleotide messenger RNA. RefSeq lists its product as uncharacterized. The coding region runs from base 46 to 1368 and encodes 440 amino acids. Lineage: Eukaryota; Metazoa; Chordata; Actinopteri; Cichliformes; Cichlidae. The record is from RefSeq and is a predicted model, not a curated record. Gene Ontology annotation, molecular function: MHC class II protein binding; protein tyrosine kinase binding. Gene Ontology annotation, biological process: positive regulation of ERK1 and ERK2 cascade; T cell activation; interleukin-15-mediated signaling pathway. The transcript is spliced from 9 exons. Gene Ontology annotation, cellular component: membrane raft; external side of plasma membrane.
GUUGCAGUUGUGACAAGAUGAGAAGGAAAACCAGAACAAAAGGCGAUGAUUGAACACAAAUUAUUCAACAUUUCUCUGUUUUUGUUGCUUCUUUAUUCAGGAGCACUUAGUGGAGAUCUUUCGCUCACCUUCAUUGUCAGAGAUGGAGAUAAAGUCACUUUGCCUUGUCAAAAUCGGAUCAACAAUCAUCACAACUGUCACACUACCACCUGGCUCUUCACUGAUUCAAGAAGCACAGCAGCAGUAGAGCUGGUUAAUCAUGGACAGAUCAAAGAAACAGCCAAAUCAGACAGACUGAGUGUUACAGCAGAAUGCUCACUGGUUAUAAAGAAGGUCACAGCUGAGGAUGUUGGUCGUUACACCUGCAGACAGUUUAGAGGCAAUCCAGGGACACAGCAAGGUCCAGAUGCUGUGGUUCAUCUGUCUGUUGUCGUCAUGACUGAAAAGAAGAACGCUGAUAAAGUAACUUUAAGCUGCUCUGUGUCGACAUUUGAUCGGUGUAGACACAAAGUGAAGUGGAUUCAUAACAGAAGAGCUCUGGAUAGAGAUUACUCAAAUUUAAAAACAUCACAGUCUUCCUGCUCUGCAACUGUGACUUUCUUGAAUCUUACAUAUGGUCACAUAUCAAGUUCUGACUUUAAGUGUAGCUUAAAAAGAACAGAAAAUAACAAAGAGCAGCUUUUUACCUUCAGCCAUCAUUCAUCAGGUGAAGAAACAAAUACAGCAACAACAGUCAAAUUAGACACAAUGACUACAAUAAAAGAGCUGGAAAUCAUGGAUGGUUCAACAAACUUACCAGAAAUAAAUGCAGCAGCAACAAUUAAAUUGGAAAUGAUGACUGAAUCUGGCAUUAAAGGAGGUCUGACAACAAAACAGCUGGAAAUCAUGAAUAGUUUGAGAAAAUUACCAGACUGGUCCUGGUACAGGCUCGCCAUUGUGGCCCUGGGUUUAGUAGCACUUAUAGCAGCUGUUGUUGUCGUCAGCAUCUGGAUAAGAGCUGGGAAAAAAGCACAGAUGGAUGAAAACAUGGAACAGAAUUUAAACUCUGCAGUAACUUCAUCUGCUCCGGGAACCAAUCAGGAAUCUGUGAGAUCAAACAGUUACUCACCACAUGUAUUUGUUGAAUCUGCAUUUUAUACAUUACUGAGCAGUCUUUAUGUUGUCUUCACUGUGCAGGCUGAUGUCCAAGAUGUUGUUCUCUACGCCUCCCUCAGCUACACUGAGACCACCUACAGCUGUCCAGGUCUUCAGGUUCCCCAUAAAGACGACGAAGAAGGUGAAGCUGUGACCUACAUUAUAUGUCCAGUCUCUUCUCCUGGACCCGCUCCCAUCAACCUCUAUGCUAGCAUCAACAAACCAAAAAACUAAAACACAGAAAAAACACACAGAAUCUCUUUUUAUUUGAUAACUUCUUUCUUUCUUUCCAUUCUUGUGUAAUGAAAGAGGGUUUCUGUUUGGCUAAAGUUCCCAGGAUUUAACUACAGUGAUAAUGUAAUCUGUAUUUUAAUUAUUAAUUUCUAACACAGAAUGUUGCACUAUAUUUUUUCAUAGAUUGUUUAUUGCUUUAUGUGUUUGUAUAUCUGCAGAUUAGGCCUGACGAUUUUAUGAUAUUAAAAAGUGUUUUUACAUUAUGUAAAAUCCCAAGCAGCUAAUAAAGGCUCCAGCACAUGA